GUCAUUUUGGGGCCAAGAACACUCCCAAAAAUCUGUUUCUAAUUUUCCAGAAAACCUUUGAAAUUUGGCAAGGUUUUUCAAAGUAUGCGGAAAAAAAAGUUUUCCUAAGUUUUGACUAACUGUGAAAGCAGAGCCUGCCAUUUCAGACUCCUCUUACUGAUCCACUGAUCAACACCCAGCAGAAAGAAUUUGUAUUCUUAUAGAAUAAAUCUGGAAAAAUGAAGACCCAGCUAAAAAUUAUAUUUGGAGUGAUUGUAUGCCUUUUGCUUUCUUUAUUAAUUACAUGCAUUCUACUACUUCCAGCAAGAGUUCCCAACUCAGAUGACAGUCCUAGGGCUCUUACACUGGAGGAUUAUUUGAAUGGAAAGUUUCAGUACAAAACAUUUUUUCCAUACUGGAUUUCAAGCCAUGAAUAUCUUCAUCAAUCAGCAGAAGAUAACAUUAUUCUUUAUAAUGUUGAAACUGAGAGCUCAAAUACCAUCUUGACUAAUGACACACUUAAAAAAGUUAACGCCACAAACUUUGUUUUAUCAGCUGAUAAAAAAUUUAUAGUUCUGGAAAGCAGUUACACAAAGCUUUGGAGACAUUCUUAUACAGCAUCAUACCACAUUUAUGAUCUUGAAUACAGUAAUUUUGUAACAGAAAAUCCACUUCCACAUACAAUUCAAUAUAUAUCCUGGUCACCUGUUGGACACAAAUUGGCAUAUGUUUAUCAGAAUAAUAUCUAUCUGAAACUAUAUCCUGAAGAUCUACCUAUUAAAAUAACUAAUAAUGGAAAAGAGAAUGUAAUAUUUAAUGGAAUUCCCGACUGGGUCUAUGAAGAGGAAAUGCUUGCUGUGAAAUAUGCUCUGUGGUGGUCUCCAAAUGGAAAGUUUAUAGCAUAUGUAGAAUUUAAUGAUACUGACAUACCAAUUAUUGAAUAUUCAUAUUAUGGUGAGGACCAGUAUCCUAGAAAAAUGUCUAUUCCAUAUCCCAAGGCUGGGGCUAAAAAUCCUACCGUUAGAGUGUUUAUUGUAGACACUACUAACCCUGAAGGUUUAGGUCCUAAGGAAGUACCUGUUCCUGCAGUGAUAGCAUCAAGUGAUCACUAUUUCACUUGGCUUACUUGGGUAACAGAUAAUCGAAUCAGUGUGCAAUGGCUGAAGCGAAUCCAGAAUUUUUCUGUCUUAGCUGCAUGUGACUUCCAAGAAAACUCCAAUUCCUGGUACUGUCCAGAGAAUCAGCAGCAUAUAGAAGAGAGUCAGACUGGAUGGGCUGGUGGAUUCUUCGUUUCAACACCAUAUUUUACUUCAGAUAACUCUUCAUACUACAAAAUUUUUAGUGACAAGGCUGGUUAUAAGCAUAUUCACUACAUCAAUGGCUCAGUGGAAAAUGCAAUACCAAUUACGAGUGGACAAUGGGAGGCAAUAUACAUUUUCAGAGUAACAGAUGAUGCAAUAUUCUAUUCAAGCAAUGAAUUUGAAGGCUAUCCAGGGAGAAGGAAUAUAUAUAAAAUUAGCAUUGGAAGCAAUCCUCUAAGGAAACAAUGCAUUACUUGUAAUAUAAGGAAAGAAAGGUGUCAGUAUUACACAGCGAGAUUUAGUGAAAAUGCAAAGUAUUAUGCCCUAGUCUGCUAUGGUCCAGGCAUUCCUAUUUCCACUCUUUUUGACAGCAGCAAUGACAGAGAGAUUAAAGUCCUGGAAGACAACUGGGAAUUAGAAUCUGCGUUGAAAAACAUCAAAAUGCCUAAAAUGGAAAUUAAGAAACUUGCAGUGAAUGGAAUUACCUUGUGGUACAAGAUGCUUCUACCUCCACAGUUUGAUAGAUCCAAGAAGUAUCCUCUGCUUAUUCAAGUGUAUGGAGGACCUUGCAGUCAGAAUGUAAAGCACACGUUUGGGAUUAGCUGGAUAACCUAUCUUGCAAGCAGAGAGGAAAUUAUUGUUGCUCUUGUGGAUGGCAGAGGAACAGCUUUUCAAGGUGACAAGAUGCUGCAUGCAGUAUAUCGAAAACUCGGAGUCUAUGAAGUUGAGGACCAAAUCUCUGCAGCAAAAAAAUUUAUAGACAUGGGUUUUGUUGAUGAAAAAAGAAUAGCAAUUUGGGGCUGGUCUUAUGGUGGAUAUGUAACUUCUCUGGCACUUGGAUCUGGCAGUGGAGUAUUUAAAUGUGGCAUGGCAGUGGCUCCUGUCUCCAGCUGGGAAUAUUACGCAUCUAUCUACACAGAGCGAUUUAUGGGUCUUCCAACUGAGUCAGAUAAUCUCAAACACUACCAAAAUUCAACUGUGAUGGCGAGAGCAGAGAACUUCCGAAAUGUGGAAUAUCUUCUCAUCCACGGAACAGCAGAUGAUAAUGUACAUUUUCAGAACUCAGCACAGAUCGCUAAAGCUCUUGUUAACGCACAGGUGGAUUUCCAGGCAAUGUGGUACACUGAUCAGGAUCAUGGAAUUCCUGGCCUUUCAAGUAAACAUCUUUAUACCCAUAUGACCCACUUCCUCAAACAAUGUUUUUUCCUGUCAGAAUAACAAAGGUAUUCUCAUCAUGAUGAAGCAUCUUAUUCAUCCAUGAGAGCUAGAUGUGCCUUGAUAUGAUGUGGUUGUACCUGUGCACAGAUUAAGUACGUUCUGCAGGUGGAUUAAGAAUUGAAGAUUAAGAUACUUUUAAUGUGGAGUUUACAUCUGUUAUUCAUGCUGUAUAUUAGCAGAUAACAUACCACUACACAUUUUGGCACAUUUAACGCCUGCUUGUUAAAAGAAAAUAAAAUAAAACUGGAACUUAAAAUGAAA
This is a messenger RNA of Pelodiscus sinensis (Chinese soft-shelled turtle), 2759 nucleotides long. Its product is annotated as prolyl endopeptidase FAP. Gene Ontology annotation, molecular function: serine-type endopeptidase activity; dipeptidyl-peptidase activity. Gene Ontology annotation, cellular component: plasma membrane. The record is from RefSeq and is a predicted model, not a curated record. Gene Ontology annotation, biological process: proteolysis. NCBI's taxonomy places the organism in Eukaryota, Metazoa, Chordata, Testudines, Trionychidae.